UCCUGAUAACCCAGGCUCAGUGAUGUGAAAGUGGCAACGUGAGGUGAGCCCGGAGGAAAUUACUGGACCAGAAACAAGGCAGGAGCGAUGAGGGGAUUAUUUUAGAAAAUAAUAACAAUAAUAAUAAAGAAAACGUCUGAAAGAUGAUGUUUUAGGUAUAUGCGUUUGAAAGGAGAAAAAGAGAAAAUAUGGUUGGUUUUUGCAUAACCCAACCCUGAAAUCUUUUCCCCUCUUCUUUUGGAUUGUGGAUUGUGACAGCAUCCCGACCGGGACUCAGGACCAUAACAGUUUUCCAGGGAUUCACGGGAGAAUCUUUCAGUUUUCGGCCGGCAGUGCCCACCAACCCGGAGCCAAGACGUUGUUCCGCGUAGAGCCGGCUUGCCCCAGUCUGAGCAGCGCAGUCCGUGCAGCGGGGAGGUCGGCACUCGGCGUCUCACGGGCCGGCAACAUGAUGGUCCAAUGCGCCGGCUGCGAGCGGCCCAUCCUGGACCGGUUCCUCCUCAACGUGCUGGACAGAGCCUGGCACGCCAAGUGCGUCCAGUGCUGCGAAUGCAACUGCAACCUCACCGAGAAAUGCUUCUCCCGGGACGGAAAGCUCUAUUGUAAAAUGGACUUUUUCAGGCGCUUUGGAACAAAAUGCGCGGGGUGCCUGCAGGGAAUCUCGCCGAACGACUUGGUGCGCAAAGCCCGCAGCAAGGUGUUCCACCUGAACUGCUUCACCUGCAUGGUGUGUAACAAGCAGCUGUCCACGGGAGAGGAGCUCUACGUGAUAGACGAAAACAAGUUCGUGUGCAAAGAAGAUUACCUGAGCUCCGGGGCCAUUAAGGAAGUCAACCUGAACUCAGUCUCGUCGUGCACAGAUAGGAGUUUAUCGCCGGAUCUCCAGGACCCGAUACAGGACGACAUAAAGGAGACGGACAAUUCCACGUCCUCUGAUAAGGAAACGAACAAUAUUGAGAACGAGGAGCAGAACUCCGGGGCCAAACGGCGGGGGCCCCGGACCACCAUCAAGGCCAAGCAGCUGGAGACGUUAAAGGCGGCGUUCGUGGCCACGCCGAAGCCGACGCGGCACAUCCGGGAGCAGCUGGCGCAGGAGACGGGGCUGAACAUGCGAGUCAUCCAGGUUUGGUUCCAGAACAGAAGAUCCAAAGAGCGGCGAAUGAAGCAGCUGAGCGCUCUGGGUGCCCGACGUCACGCCUUCUUCAGGGGCCCCAGGAGGAUGAGGCCUCUAGGGGGCAGGCUGGAGGAUCCCGAUAUUUUGGGACCUGGGCCUUACGGUUACUAUGGAGAAUACCAAGGAGACUAUUAUGGACCAGGGAGUAACUACGACUUCUUUCCCCACGGCCCUCCAUCCUCACAGGCUCAGUCCCCGGCCGAGUCCCCCUACAUCCUGGGCUCUGGGCCCGGAGCCAUAGAGGGAUCGGGCCACCACCCAUCAGACGACCAAAGGUACACGGACAUGAUCUCUCACGCGGAAACCCCCAGUCCCGAACCGGGCUUACCGAGCUCCCUGCAACCGGUCCCAGGGGAUGCAUAUGGGGGCGGACCCAGUCCCCCUUUCUCCUUGGCCAGUAACUCCAGCUACAGUGCUCCGAUGUCCCACCAGGGCCAGGAGAUGGGGGAAACAGCUGCCUGGUGAAAGGACAAAGACAAAAAAACAGGGACCAACCACGGGCUGAAUGUCUGCCCAGCUAAUUCAGGAGACGUAUCAACAACAUUGUCAGAAGGGGGAAAGUACGGCGAAAAUUUCUACAGAGAACCUUUUAAAAUUAUAGACUAAUCUUAACAACCAGGGGGGAGAAGAAAUGACGGAAAGAAUGAAAAACAGAGCUGGAAAGAGUAAUUUUGCUGCGCGGCAGACGCUCCAAAGCAUAUCCCUUGUUGGGUUCUGGACUGAAUAAGAGAUUCCAUCCGGCAGAAAUGCUUCUCGCCUUCCCCUUAUCUUCUAACGCUCUAGGAACACAUUAGCGGAGAAACACCAAAGGGGACAUGUCUAGGUUUCUUAAUUUCACACUGCGUUUAAAAAAAUAAAAUAGCAUUGCUCCAAAGCAAUUUCACUUCUUACUUUAUCUCAACGUUGCCACUUAGCAAAGAUUUUAGACCUCGACGUUCAUACACAAAUGCAUCCGUUGCAGUCGAGGCAGUGUAUGUUUAAUCACAUUUUAAACAUUUUUUUUUUUUUUCUUGUGUAAGACAAUACAAAUCAACGGCUGCUGCUCGACAGACACGCACUGACUUUCCCUCACACAUCCUGGCUUAGAGUCCCUUAAUGCACAAAAAGUGUUCUUGAUCAUUGCUUGAAAGAAGGAUGUCUACACUAUUAUUCAAAACACGAACACAAUUAUAGACACUUGUACCCUCCUACACACACACACACACACACACACACACACACACACACAUGCUGCACACCCAUCGAGGCGGCCCUGAUAGUUCUGCUCUGCUCACUGCUUCACCUGACCUUCCUUUUGUUACUGUCCCUUUU
Molecule: messenger RNA, 2485 nt
Organism: Fundulus heteroclitus (mummichog)
Lineage: Eukaryota; Metazoa; Chordata; Actinopteri; Cyprinodontiformes; Fundulidae
Gene: lhx5
Product: LIM homeobox 5
Exons: 5
Coding region: 449-1639 (396 amino acids)
Biological process (GO): neuron differentiation; regulation of transcription by RNA polymerase II
Cellular component (GO): nucleus
Molecular function (GO): DNA-binding transcription factor activity, RNA polymerase II-specific; RNA polymerase II transcription regulatory region sequence-specific DNA binding
Source: RefSeq, a predicted model, not a curated record